This is a messenger RNA of Myxocyprinus asiaticus (Chinese sucker), 3570 nucleotides long. RefSeq names its product gdnf family receptor alpha 1a (gene gfra1a). Lineage: Eukaryota; Metazoa; Chordata; Actinopteri; Cypriniformes; Catostomidae. Gene Ontology annotation, molecular function: signaling receptor activity. The coding region runs from base 290 to 1861 and encodes 523 amino acids. The record is from RefSeq and is a predicted model, not a curated record. Gene Ontology annotation, cellular component: signaling receptor complex; external side of plasma membrane. The transcript is spliced from 10 exons. Gene Ontology annotation, biological process: nervous system development.
CGCACGCGCGUAUCUUGAGAGCUGGAGUUUUAUUUUGCUGCCUCGCGACUCAUCUUCUGCUCGUUUGUUCCAUUGUCCACGAGUCUUAAGCUAAGAAACUGUUCCAUAUCGGUUGGUGACAGUUUUGGACCAGGUGACGGGAUUUUUUCCCCCUUAUAUACUCUGGAUGUGCAUUCUGACCAACGAUGUUUCAAUGGACCUGAAUGAGGAAGGAUUAUUUUGGUAGUCAAAACAAUAAAUUGCUUGUUCGAACAAACUAAGCGAGUGUUGCCCACGGAUAAUAAACGCAAUGAUCAUCGCCGUGAUUUACAUCGUUUUACCAUUGUUUGAUGUGCUGUUAUCUGCUGAGGACUCUUUCUUUACUAGUGCAAACCGCUUGGACUGUGUCAAGGCGAACGAACUCUGUCUGAAGGAACCGGGAUGCAGCACAAAGUAUCGAACUAUGAGGCAGUGCGUAGCGGGGAGGGAGAGCAACUUCAGUAUGGUGACUGGAAUGGAGGCGAAGGAUGAAUGUCGGAUUGCUCUGGACGCUCUAAAGCAGAGCUCCUUGUACAACUGCCGGUGUAAAAGAGGCAUGAAGAAAGAGAAGAACUGCUUGCGCAUCUACUGGGGAAUCUAUCAGCAUUUACAGGGGAAUGAUUUACUUGAGGAUUCACCAUAUGAGCCUGCGAACACCCGGCUUUCAGAUAUAUUUCGACUGGCCCCCAUCUAUUCAGAGGAAGGGACUAGUGACGGUCCCUGGAGCAGUCCCGUCACCGUGGCCCCACGGAGAGGGCCCCAGGGCAGGUCAAGACCACUUGAGCCUCAAGACCCCAGUAGAAACAGGAGGGCACACCCAAACUGGGCUAUUCUGGGUGAGCCAGCUCUGGCAAAGGAAAACAACUGCUUGAAUGCUGCAAAGGCCUGCAACUUAAACGACACCUGUAAGAAAUACCGUUCGGCUUACAUAAGCCCCUGCACAAGCCGGGUCUCAACGGCCGAAGUAUGCAACAAGCGGAAGUGCCACAAGGCACUGAGACAGUUCUUUGACAAGGUGCCUCCCAAGCACAGCUACAGUAUGCUCUACUGCUCCUGUCCUCUAGGAGAUCAGUCCGCCUGUUCUGAGCGCAGACGCCAGACCAUCGUGCCAGCCUGUUCGUAUGAGGACAAGGAAAAGCCUAACUGCCUGGCAUUGCAAGCUUCCUGCAAAACCAACUACAUCUGCAGGUCUCGCCUGGCUGAUUUUUUCACUAACUGUCAGCCGGAACCUCGCUCUCUCUCAGGCUGUCUGAAGGAGAACUAUGCUGGCUGCUUGUUGUCAUACUCUGGUCUCAUUGGUACGGUUAUGACCCCAAAUUAUCUGCGUUCCCCCAAAAUCAGUGUGUCUCCAUUCUGCGACUGUAGCAGCAGUGGCAACAGCAAAGAGGAAUGUGACAGAUUUACAGAGUUCUUCACUGACAAUGCCUGCCUACGUAAUGCGAUCCAAGCGUUUGGAAAUGGGACAGACGUGAGUGUGUGGCAGCCAGUGCCCCCAGUGCAAACAACCACCUCUAUUACAACACCAUCCCAGAGGGCCAAGGAUCGAGAAAGAUCACCCAACGCUAUAGAGCCGGCGACACACAUCAACCACCUGAACCCUGGAGAUAACUCCCUCUACCAGUUCUGUGGCAGCCUCCAGGCUCAAAAGCUGAAGGCAAACAAUACAAUCGAUGUGUUAUGUGUGGACCCACAGAUCGAUGACCCCAGCUCCUCCAAUGCCAUCUCCAGGAACUCCUCCAUUCGACAAGCAUCUCUAUCAGGUCUUAUCUCUCUACUGCUCCUGCUGGCUAUCUCCUUACACUGCAUUCUCGCGGCUGCACCGUCCCUUGCAGUGAUGUUGUAGCCAUCUAAGAACAUAAAACUCGGACAGUCUCAAUUUGUACAAAGUCAGUCCUGUUCCUGGUCAAACUGUUGUACUCUCUCUCUUUCUGUCUCUCUCGCUGUUCUUUCUGGUUCUCUUUUUGAGAGCUUUUGUUAAUGCUGUGUUGAUGCAACAAAACAAAGUCAUCUUGGUGUACUCGACUUGCUGUCUCUUCCCUCUUGAUUUUGCACUGGAAGAUGAAACAUUAGAAAGACAUUUGAGGAAAAAAGGGUCUGAAUUCAUAAGGACUCACAGUGGUAGAGAUAAAUCUAUGUAUGCAUAUGGGUUAGCCAUAGAGUGUGCACUAUUCAUUGCUCACUGGAAAACCAAUUACACUAAGACACUAUAGAACGUUUGUAAUUUAUGAGGUUGAGGCCACUUUCUUUUCAUCAUCUUUUUUUUUUCUUUUUUUUAGUGUCACUGAUCCUUCUGUAGAUCCAACAUAUCAAAAAAUUCACUUUCAAAAACAUUAAAAAAAUAAAAAAACAUGCCAUAGAAAGUGAGAUGAGUGUUUAAAGAGAAGAGUAAUCAAAAGUCUCCAGUCAAAGCAUUAACUGGAUGACUUGACCUACAGGACAGUAGCUUACCUGAAAGUACAUAUAGAGGCCUGUUUGACAAUUUUGCUCUUGUCAUGGUGUGUUUGUGUAUCCCUGUUUGUAUGUCUGCUUGUUUGAAUGUGUCCGAGAGUAAGGGAUAAGGUCAUGGGUUGACUGGACGAAUAUGUCAAUAGAACUGGGGUUUCAUAACCCCUACAUUAUGCUAUAGUUUACAGUGCAAAUAUGGACCGAGGGCAGAAAAAAAACAUUGUUUUUUACAUAAUCAGAUAUUUCACUUUGUCAAAGUUCCACAUUACAAUUACAUACAUAACUGUAAAUUACACAUCAUCAAUCACCAGGCAAAACCAACUAGCAUCCAUGUAUCUAUGAGUGUAUAUUCAUAUUGCCUUUAUGAUAUUGCUUUAACAGGGAUUUUCAUACUUUGGCCCAAAUGAAAUGCGCUAAAAAGUCAUAUAUGUAUUAUAUAGCCAGUCUUUUGUACUGUAUGUCUAUAUAAAAGUUACUAAAAGAAUCAAUAUCAGUGAUUCAUUAGCUGCAUCACAAUUAUCACAGAGUAUUUACAAGAUCUUUUUCAAAGUACACAAAUUAUUUACAUAACACAUCAGUAUGUGGCAUGUGAGGUUAUCCACCUCAGUGGUAUACAUUAAAUGAGUUUAUGACAUGCUGCUUUGGUUCAUGUGGCAUUUUGAACAAAAAAUGAUGCAUUGUAGUAUGGCAGGUUAUUUACAGAACAUUUUAAGUGCUACAGGAAACACACAUAUACAGUAUAUGUUUAUAGAGCCUGCUAUAUUUGAAUUGGGAUCUGGUUGUACAGUACAGUGUAUCAUCAUUUUGGAAGAGGAUGUAUUCCUUUUUUUUUUUGAUGGGCUGCUUUUGAUUUUGGGAUGCGUGGAGCAACACAAAGUUGCUGUGAAUGUGUUUGUUUGAGAUGGGAGAAGGACAGUAAGAAUCCCACAUUGUAAAAACAAUAUAUAUUUCUGUACAUACAGUACAUUCACAUCUCAUUGCUUCAGAGCAUUUAUUCUCAAUGCAAACACUCGACUCCUCCACAAUCUGUCACAUUUCUUCUUAGCUUGUGAAAUUGUAAAAAGUAUUCUAUUAAAACAAUUAAAAAUGUUGACUCAUUCACCCUUA